This is a messenger RNA of Clunio marinus, 2452 nucleotides long. The record is from the annotation of a GenBank genome assembly. NCBI's taxonomy places the organism in Eukaryota, Metazoa, Arthropoda, Insecta, Diptera, Chironomidae.
AUGCUUCCACAAAGAAUGCCUGUAAAGUCAGAUGCAAGUAUAGUGAAAAUCGCCGUGAAGCCGUUAAGCACAGAGCCACAAUAUGUUCCACAAUUGAUUGAAUUUGAUCAACGACAACCAUUAACAUCAAUUAUUAAUGAAUUGUGUUUAAAUUGGAAUCUCACAAAUUGUGAAAAUUAUUCGCUUAAAUUUACUGACAGUUCAUUUGACGGAUAUGUCACAGAAAAGAAUCGUAGCGAUGUAAAAAAUGGUUUCGUAUUGAAACUCAAUUACAGAGAACGACUCGAAUUUGCAUUGAAAUCAUUCACUGAGUUGAUGGAUCAUGGAACUGUAUCGUGGGAAAUUCUGAGUGAAGCUUUUAUCAACCGGAACAUUGUUUUUAUUGAGCCACCGUAUCUCGCAAAAAGCAUAAUCGAGUCGUCACUCUCUAUUCUCGAGAAUAUUGUGCAAAACAGUUCGAAAUGUUUUAUCGUCGAACGUUCAGUCACUUUUGAGAAUCUUCUUAAACUACUUCGUGACACUUCACCAGUAAUUCAACAAAACACCAUUGCAUUAAUAAACGCACUUUUCAUUAAAGCAGACGAUUCGAAGAGAAAAGUCAUUGCAAAUACUUUCAGUACUAAACAAUAUCGAAGUGUCAUCUACGAGUGUGUCUUAAACGCAACAAUGGGAACAGAAAUGACACAUCAACUCAGCAUUCUUCAAUCGUUGACAUUGGGAAUGUUAGAGCCGCGAAUGAAUGAUAGAAGUGUCGAUCAAGAUGCACAAGAAAAGAUUAAAGAACUUCGUCGAAUUGCAUUUGAAGGUGAAGGAAGUGAUGGCACUGAUACAACCACUCGACGUCAAAAUAAUCCAGCACAACAUUAUAAGAAACUUGGUUUUAAAUGUGACAUCAAUCCGGCACAAGACUUCAUGGAAUCUUCAUUGCUUGCUCUUGAUUGCAUGAUUUAUUUUGCAAGAAAUUAUUCCCAAUUGUAUACGAAAGUUGUUCAUGAGAACAGUUGUCGUGCUGAUGAAUAUGAAUGUCCAUUUGGCAGAACAUCAAUCGAGUUAGUUAAAGUUCUCUGUGACAUUCUUAAAAUAGGUGAAUCGUCUGAUCAAAUGAAAGAUUUUCAUCCCAUGUUCUUCACACAUGAUCAUCCAUUUGAAGAAUUCUUUUGUAUCUGCAUUGUGGCAUUAAAUAAAACAUGGAAAGAUAUGCGAGCGACAAAUGAAGAUUUCUCAAAAGUUUUUGAUGUUGUACGCGAACAAAUUGUUCGUAAUCUCGCAGCACGUCCACGGGAUUUCGAAAGUUUUCGCCAAAAGAUGAAUGAGUUGAGUUAUUUUAAAAUCACAGAAAUGCGUCAACAAGAACGAACAGCAAGAGAAGAAUGUGAAUCAACAGCUUCAGCGAUUGUAACCUUGAAAGAGAAAAUCCGACCGGAAAUAAUUUUACUGAUAAAAGAACAACGAUUGGGAUAUCUCGUUGAAGGGACGAGAUUCUCAAAGUUUAUUCGUGGGACAAGAAGCAAAGAUAAAUUUUGGUAUGUUCGACUUUCACCAAAUCAUAAAAUUCUUCAUUAUGGUGAUUGUGAUGAGAAAACUGUUCCGUUGCAAGAAGAACUAAAAAGUGAGCUCCGUGUUAAUGAAAUGAAACAAUUGUUGGUGAACAAAGAAUGUCCACAUAUUAAAGAAAUGAAAGGAAGAAAACCAUCAACAUUGUUCAGCAUUGCUUAUGAUGAUAAUGGAGAGCAGAAAACUCUUGAUUUUGUCGCACCAGAUGACAUGACAUUCAAUUAUUGGAUUGAUGGAAUUGCAUGUCUUCUCGAUCAACAAAUGUUGAGCAAGCAAAUGGCGGAUGAUUUCGAGACACUUUUAUCUGUUGAAAUUAAAUUACGUCUAUUGGAUACCGAAGGCGUUGAUAUUUCAAAAGAACCACCACCAAUUCCAGAUAGCCCCGAAGAUUAUGAAUUUAAUUUUGAAGGGUAAACUUUCUCUCUAUCUAUGAAGUAUUGACCUUAAUGUUUGAGUAUUUUGUACGAAAAUUCAACUCUUCAUUUACAUAAGUAUCUUUGAUACCAAAGCGUUGACAAAAAAAUCUUAACACUCACUUAAAUAUCUUGACUAAAAAAUUUAUUAGAAUUCUGCCAAAUAUAAAUAGAUACCUACGAGAUUUCAUUUCCGAUAGGAAUCAAAGCAGAAAAGACAAAAAAUGAUUAACCGGAAGUUAAAUGAUUUGAAUGUACUUUUACGAUUUUCACGAAAUUCCAUUCAUAUACCUAGGUAGUUAAAGUGACAUUAAUAUUCAUGUAGCGUUCUUAAAAGUUUCAUUUAGGUUUGAGAGACAAAGUAUUCUUCUUUUUUUUAUGAAAACAAUCACCUUAAAAUUAAAUUGGAAUAAUAUAUAUCUUAUUGUAUUGUGCAAUUGUGAAAUAAAACAUAAUUUUGUGUAGUGAUUCUAGAGUAAUCGAUG